AUUCUUUGCUUGAACUGUGGACUGCAGGAUGGAAAAGAUGGAACUGGUGUCGACGCCGGAAGGGGUCACGUGGCAGGACCGCGAGAUUCGGUUCGACAUCGCGACGUCCGCCAUGGAGCUCCGCAAGGGAGAGGUCGCGAUUGACUCGAUUAAUUCUGUCGAAGACACCAAGGGCAACAACGGCGACCGCGGGUCGCUGGAGAUUACCAACCUACGGUUGUUGUGGGCGUCGCAUCGUUCGACUCGCACGAACUUAAGCAUCGGGUACAAUUGUGUGCAGUCGGUCAAGAUCCGUACGGCGACGUCCAAGCUUCGAGGGUCGACGCAAGCGCUGUACAUCAUGACCAAGUACUCGAACUCACGGUUCGAAUUCAUCUUUACGUCGCUGGUGAAGGCCAGUCCGCGGCUGUUCACGACGGUUCAAGCCGUGUUUCGAUCGUACGAAACCACGAAACUGUACCGCGAUCUCAAGUUGCGUGGCGCCAUCAUCCAGGACAAAGAGCUGCGCCUGCUACCCCAUGAACAAGUGUACACCAAAGUCCCCGGAGUGUGGAACCUCAGCUCCGACCAGGGCAACCUCGGCACGUUCUUUGUCACAAACGUUCGCGUCGUGUGGCACGCCAACCUGGCGGAGAAUUUCAACGUGAGCAUGCCGUACAUGCAAAUCAAGAGCGCGCGCAUCCGCAACUCAAAGUUCGGUCCUGCCCUCGUCAUUGAGACGUCCGUGUCGAGCGGGGGCUAUGUCCUCGGGUUCCGCGUGGACCCCGAAGAGAAGCUGACGGAGCUCUUCAAAGAGAUCAAGAGUUUGCACACGGUGUUCUCGGUCAAUCCAAUCUACGGCGUCGAGUACACGCUCGAGGAGAAACCAGCGUCGCUCGAGUUGCUCAAGCAGCCGCGCAAGAUCGAUGACGUUGAGAUCGUCGAGGAUCAAUCGAGCUCCAUCGAUGCGUUCGCCGCGUAUUACGCCGUGGCCAACAAGAACCAAGACCGCGCUCCGACGUACUGCAAGGACAUCGGGCUUGCGAUUGAAGGUCUUCCCGAAGGCAUUUCUCUUGCCGAUUUGUGGUGCGUCACGUAAAGAGCGCGCCCGCUGAAUUGAUCCCAAUGCACGUGAGUAAAAACCCUUCAACAGCGUCAGAAAAAGUCGAGUAACGUUAGGAAUGAUUGAAUGUUUAUGGGCUCCCAGGGUUGCGCAGUUGGAUGUAGUUGUUGUGGCGGCGACGUAGCUUUCGGUAUCCGACGACAAGGAUUGCAACGCCGACCGCCGUCCACACGAACGACGAUGCCAUCGACGUUGAACUCAGCGAAGGCUGUGGCAGCUUCUUGGUGGUCUCGGCAGGGGCCGGGGGGUGGCCCGGGGUCACGGUUGGAUUGGUUGAAGUUACAGGCGGUGGGUUCGACGUGAGGGGUGGAGGCGUGGUCGAAGGUUGCGAAGUCGGCGGCGCUGUGAUUGUGUCUGCCGGAGUAGUUGAGGUGGGGACGGCAGUGGAUUGCGGAGCCGUAUUCACAACAUUCGUCAGAACUGCGGGGGUAGUUGUUGGCAGGGACCCGGAAGGAGGUGGGAACGUGAUGGUGUCUCUCGCUGCUGCAGAUAAUGUGGCAUAGCAAGUUCGUACAUCCGUGGCAAGCGGCUCGGACGUGAGGGGCAUUGUGCACUGAGCGUCCGUAAAAUGACCAAAAGUCAUUUGCGAACAGUUGGCCUGCACGAACAGGUUUGGUCGGCCCAAGGAGACGCAUUCGUUGUCUACAACAGUCUCGAUACCCCAUGGCCCGUGCCGGAUUUGCAUGUAUGUGGUGUUGGGGUACCAAACGUCGUCGGUGGUGUUUGCUUUGACGCUGGAGGUGCAGUUGCGGGUGAUCGACACAUCUGUGGCGUUGUCAUGCUUGCGGUAGACCAGAGGACCGACGCAGGCAGGGCCCGGCAUGACUCGCCCACAGACCAGAAGACACGAACAAUGCCUUUAGGCCAACCGCACAGCCGACGCUGUUUGCCAUUUUGCCAUCUGC
Molecule: messenger RNA, 2007 nt
Organism: Aphanomyces invadans
Lineage: Eukaryota; Oomycota; Saprolegniomycetes; Saprolegniales; Verrucalvaceae
Exons: 3
Coding region: 29-1078 (349 amino acids)
Biological process (GO): intracellular transport; cilium assembly
Cellular component (GO): ciliary basal body; BBSome
Molecular function (GO): phosphatidylinositol-3-phosphate binding
Source: RefSeq, a predicted model, not a curated record